UACUUCUCAAUAAAAUCAUAUAAAUAUAACCGCUCCAGAUUCCAUUUCCCCCAAAUUCACUUCACUCCCCCUUCCUCCUUCAACAAUGGCGGACGCCUCUCUUCACUACGCUCUCUACCUCCUCCUCUUCUUCCUCUCCUUUCUCUUCCUCUUCUUCUUCCUUCACAAACCGUCCAAAUCCGCCCCCGGAAAAAUCACUCUGCCUUCAUCUCCGCCGUCGCUCCCGGUGAUCGGCCACCUCCACCUCCUCCUCCCUGCGAAUCACAAGUCCUUCAUCAACAUCUCUUCCAAGUACGGUCCACUCCUCCACAUCCGCCUCGGCGCUCUGCAGUACGUUCUCGUCUCCUCCGCCUCCCUCGCCGCCGACAUCUUCAAAACGCAGGAUCUCGCCUUCUCCUCUCGCCCUGAUUUCGCGUUCAGCGAAGAGUAUCCGUACGGUAAGGUCGGAUUCCUUGGCGCUCCUUAUGGCGAUUAUUGGCGGUACAUGAAGAAGCUGACGAUGAUGGAGCUUCUUUCGCCGCCGCAGCUUGCGCGAUCGCGAUUUGUGAGGGAUGAAGAGAUCACUCGUAUGCUUCGAGACUUGCUCCUCUGUUCCAAGAAGAAGGAGUCAGUGGACUUGGGGGCCAUGUUGAUUAAGCUCACAAACAACAGCAUAUGCAGAAUGAUGAUGAGCACAAGAUGUUCUGAACAGAACAACGAAGCAGAAAAGAUCAGAAUAUUAGUAAACGACACCAUUGAAAUCGCUACAAAGCUCGCCUUCGGUGAUCUCUUCAGCCACGGUCCAUUGAAGAGGCUUCCAUUCUGGCUCUUCGGUAAGAAAACUCUCGACAUCAAUCUCAAAUUCGACGUUCUCCUUGAGAACAUUCUCCAACAGCACGAACAACGAGCCAAAAUCCACGGCCUCGACAGAGACGAUCGCGAUCUCAUGGAUAUAUUACUCAAAGCGUAUUUGGAUGAGAAAGCCGAGUUCAAAAUGACCAGAAAUCACAUCAAAGCCUUCUUGCUCGAUUUGUUCAUCGCCGGUACUGGAACGUCGGCCGAGGUUAUGCAGUGGACGAUGGCGGAACUAAUUAACCAUCCGGACGUGUUCCAAAAGGUCCGGCGAGAGAUCGAAUCGGUUAUCGGGACGAGACUCGUCGAAGAAACGGAUAUCACGAAUCUUCCGUACAUGCAGGCGGUGGUUAAGGAGUGUCUCCGGCUGUAUCCGGCGGUGCCGGUGGCGAGACGAGCGUGCCGAGAAACUUGCAAGGUGAAUGGAUUCGAUAUUCCAAAGGGCAUCAUGGUUGCAGUGGACCUGUUUGCGAUAAUGCACGAUCCAAAUCUGUGGGAGAAUCCAGACGAAUUUCGACCCGAGAGAUUCUACAAUACGAACUCUGGUAAAGAUGAAGGCGAUCAUCAAGGAACGAGGCACAUUCAAUACGAGAUUAAGGGACAGAAUUUCAGUUUUGUGCCAUUUGGAGGGGGAAGAAGGGGAUGCCCUGGUUCGUUGCUGGCGUACAACACGAUCAACAGGACGGUGGCGGCGUUGGUUCAGUGCUUUGAUUGGAAGGUUGGGAAAGAUGGAAAUGAAGAGAGAGUGAAUAUGGAGAUUGGAACUGGAAUUAGUUUGCCAAUGGCUCAUCCUUUGAUUUGUGUUCCUGUUUCUCAUUCCACUCCUUUUGUUGCUUAAUUACCCAAUUGUGAGAACUGCCAUGGGAGGUUUGGCUUCUAUUCUACACUUUUUCCUUAUGUGUUCUUAAGUUUUUGUAUUGUGUACCCACUUGAUUGAAUAAAUGCAUAUUAAUAACUAUGAUUAUAAUGGAAUAUGUGUGGCUCCAAAA
Benincasa hispida (wax gourd) is the source of this 1820-nucleotide messenger RNA. RefSeq names its product cytochrome P450 705A22-like. The record is from RefSeq and is a predicted model, not a curated record. Lineage: Eukaryota; Viridiplantae; Streptophyta; Magnoliopsida; Cucurbitales; Cucurbitaceae. Gene Ontology annotation, molecular function: oxidoreductase activity, acting on paired donors, with incorporation or reduction of molecular oxygen, NAD(P)H as one donor, and incorporation of one atom of oxygen; iron ion binding; heme binding. Gene Ontology annotation, cellular component: membrane.